UUUAGCAUUGGAGCAGAACCCAUGGAGCCCGCUUAAUGAAUUCUCUUCAUUUGAUCGAAAAUUUUCAAAAUCCCAAAACCCCAAAUCUGCGCGCCUUUGACCUAAAUAUUCUACCCUAAAUUUUCGAUCUCACGCCUUCAAUCAACAUCUGCAUCGACUAUUUUUUUGCAUCUAUAUACUCGCGCAUACUCGCGCGACACUGAUAAUUCGGGGGGGUUAAUUGAUUUCCAGAUUUUGGGUUCAUGGCUUCGGAAAAGGAAUCUGUAGAGGAGAGCAAGAAGCUCGAGAGUGAGGAGAAAGACCCAAUUGAAGUUGAAGAGAAAGGUGAAGUUAAGGUAGACCCAGAUGAAGAAAAAGAGGAGAAAUUAGAGGAGGUGAAAGAAGAGAAGGACGAGGAAAAGGGGGAAGAAGAAAGCGAAGGGGAUAAGGAAAAAGAAGAGGAAAAUGAAGGGGAGAAAGAGAAAGGAGUGAAAAAUGAAGGGGAAGAAGAGGAGGGUCAAGAUGGAGAAGAAGAAAAUGAGCUAGAAGAAGGAGAGGAUGAGAAAGUAGAAGAAGACCAGAUCAAGGGGAAAAAGAAGGGAAAGAGUGAGAAGAAAAAUGUGAAGAAAAGAUCCAAAAUAGAGAAAAGUGGGGCUAAAUCUCAAAAUGAGAAGGAAGAGUUAUCAUCACCGAGGACUCCAAGAGGGGACAGGCCGACGAGGGAGAGGAAGACGGUGGAGCGGUUUACCGUGAGUGCAACACCCAGCAGCACUGCCUCCAAAUCUGUGGCCAUUGAAAAGGGUCGAGGUACAAAGCUUAAGGACAUCCCAAACGUGGCCUUCAAGUUGUCCAAGAGAAAGGGUGAUGAAAACCUGCAGAUUCUUCACACUAUUCUUUUUGGCAAAAAAUCUAAGGUACAUACUCUGAAGAAAAAUAUUGGCCUCUUCUCUGGAUUUGUAUGGGUUGAUAAUGAGCAGGAGAAGCAAAGAGCUAAAGUCAAGGAGAAGCUUGACAAAUGUGUUAAAGAAAAAUUGUUGGACUUUUGUGAUGUACUUAAUAUUCCAGUCAGUAGAGCUGCUGUAAAGAAGGAAGAACUCUCUGUAAAAUUGUUGGAGUUCUUGGAAUCUCCUCAUGCUACAACGGAAACACUGCUUGCUGACAAAGAGAAGUCAUCGAAGGGUAAGAAGCGAAAGAGUAAGGACUCAGCAAGCAAAACCCCAAGCUCUUCUGAUGUGGCUGAAGGAAAAACCACAGAGAAAAAUAAGCCAAGCUCCAAUUCAAGGAAGAAACCCAAGGAUUUAUCCAAAACCGAGGAAGAAGAUAGUGAUAAAAGUGAACCUUUAGAGAGUGAAAAUGAUCAAGAAGAUGACGAUGACGUAGCUGAUAAAGCAGAAAGUGAGCAGGAAGAGAAUAAGUCAGAGGAAGAAAAGGAGGAAGAGGACGAAGAUGAACCUAGAAAGCAGAAGUCCGUUGAGAAAUCUACUUCAAAGAAGAGUACUAAAAAAGAUAGUAGUGGCAAGACGAGUGAGAAGUCUAAACUUGUUACCAGAGGCAGCCCUUCAAAGUCAUCCAAAAGCUCCGGUAAAUCUACUAAAAAAUCUUCCAGUUCAACAUCUAAGAAAGAUGCUGCUGAAGCUAAAUCGAAGAAUGAAAGUAAGGCAUCCUCGAUGAAAAAGCGGAAGGCUAAUGAGGAAAUUGAAGAGGAUACAAGUGCACCAAAGGAAAAGGCUUCAAACAAGAAACGAUCAAGCAAGUCUUCAACAGAUCAAGGCAAAGGGAAAAGCAGCAAGAAGGCCAAGACCGAACCCAUUAACGAAGAAAUGCAUGCAGUGGUAGUAAAAAUACUGAAGGAAGUAGAUUUUAAUACUGCAACGUUAUCCGAUAUUCUCAGACUACUUGGAGACCACUUUGGUAUGGAUCUGAUGCAUAGAAAAGCAGACGUGAAGGCUAUAAUCACUGAAGUGAUAAAUAACAUGACCGAUGAUGAGGAUGAGGAGGCGGCAGACGAGUCUGGUGACAACAAUUCGGACAAAGAUGAAAAUAACGAAUAGGCUUAGAUUUACCCAGUUGAGUACAUCUCAACCUCACUUGUUCUGAAAUGUAAAGGGGUUUGAUCAGCUGUUUAGGUGAACUAAUGGAACAUUGUUAAUUUUAUUUUGACCUUCUGCAGAUAGACACCAUAAAUGAAUUUGUCUGUAUGCUUAGGAUUUUAACUUAUAGAUGCUACAACUGAUUUAUGUUUUUUUGUACUCAACCGCUGUAGUUGGAUUUAGUGGAUGUUUUAUUAUAGAUGUUUUGUACAACUCGUUUGAGAAAUUGCGGAUAUAUCUUUUCAUUGCCAUUA
Messenger RNA from Olea europaea var. sylvestris, 2323 nucleotides. RefSeq names its product protein DEK-like. NCBI's taxonomy places the organism in Eukaryota, Viridiplantae, Streptophyta, Magnoliopsida, Lamiales, Oleaceae. The coding region runs from base 243 to 2030 and encodes 595 amino acids. The record is from RefSeq and is a predicted model, not a curated record. Gene Ontology annotation, biological process: regulation of double-strand break repair; chromatin organization. Gene Ontology annotation, molecular function: DNA binding; histone binding. Gene Ontology annotation, cellular component: nucleus. The transcript is spliced from 11 exons.